Molecule: messenger RNA, 2465 nt
Organism: Ylistrum balloti
Lineage: Eukaryota; Metazoa; Mollusca; Bivalvia; Pectinida; Pectinidae
Exons: 4
Coding region: 491-2059 (522 amino acids)
Biological process (GO): positive regulation of DNA-templated transcription
Cellular component (GO): chromatin; nucleoplasm
Molecular function (GO): zinc ion binding; ubiquitin-protein transferase activity
Source: RefSeq, a predicted model, not a curated record
AUAGCCUGCGUGAAUGCGUUUUCACGCACAAUAUUUCUAAUUUCACGCUAGGAAAAAAAUAAGAUUUGCGUCAUUAACCCGUGCGAAAUCCGGACUCUGCGUCAAUGUCCGGCUCCAAUAUUACGUAGUUAGAAAACUCAAUAAUCUAAGUCAAACAGACACUUAUCAAGUAAACGAAACUCGUAACAAGCGCUUUCUUGAUCGUGAUUAUAAACCAGUCGCAUAGCAAAUAUGGCGCUGUCAAAAAUGUUUACAAAUUCAGUGUUACCCUAAUAUGGAAAAACCCAUACACUUGAUGAAGGCAGGGGUGAAAAAACCCCUCAAUUUAUAAAGGUUAAAGAUGGUGGUGUUUUGAGGCAAUUAUUGAAGAAACAGAAAACACUUGUCAAGUUGAAAGUUUGGACAUAACAUUUGAAUUUUAAGCAACAUUUAAAGGUGGCAUUUGUGUUCAGCUGAAGGUAAAUAUAAAAAGAUUUCUCAGAUCUUCAUCAUGGCAACACCCAUCAGCCAAACCGCUUUCCGUCCUAAAGGCCAGUCCACCUGUAGUGACCACAAAGGGAGGCGCUUGGAUCUUUACUGUGAGAAAUGUGAUCAACUCAUUUGCCAUGCAUGUUUGUCAACAACUCACAGAAGUCACCCUCUUUGUGAACUCAGUGAAAUUACUCCUCAAAAGAAACAAGAAAUUACAAACUUUAUCAACAAAACAGAACAAAAUGACCUGGUAGAAGUCAGGGAAUAUAUAACUUCUGCUGAUUCAUUACUCAAAGACAAUACCAGUCAUUUUGAGAAACUUUCACAGCAACUAAAAAAUCAAACAGAUCAACUAAAACAUGAACUUGAUCUAUUUACAGCACAGACACUCUCAGUGUAUAAACAGAUGGAAGAGGACAACACCAGGAUGAUACAGAAAUACAAACAAGAACUGGAGAUGUACAACAGACAGCUGAAACAACAACUACAGGAAUGUAAGGUGACUCUACAACGUGGUUCUCACCUGGACAUCUAUGACACAGAUAUACAUUCCUCAUUACAUCUCCCUGUCAAACCUGUCCUGGGUACGGUCAUCUUCACACCUAACACAAAUCCACAACAUCUUCUACAACAGGCCGUAGGGACGAUUAUCACCUCAGGUCAAACAACUGACCAGGAUCGGUCAAUCUCAGUAUCACAUGACCAGGGACAAUCCUCUAAACAACAACAAACAGGAGUAAAAGGGAAGAAAGCAGUGAUAAGUAAAGCACUACUGUCAGAGACCAAAGUGGUGAAGGAGUGGAAGUCUCCAUGUGACAUUUGGUCUAUAUGUCCCACCACUGAUGGUCAGGUGUGGACCAGUGAUUACAGUGAUACAUUAACUCUCCUUAACAGGGAGGGUGAAGUAGUACAGAAGGUCACACACACGACUAACAUCACUGACAUCAGUCUAUCACCCACAACACACACACUGUGGGUCUGUGACGAGGAAAACAACAUCAUGGAGCUGGUAUCAGGACGACUUACAAACAAAUUCAGAACCAAGAAGAGACCCCAGUGUAUAUGUGUUACAGCCAGUAACCACAUCAUUGUGGGGAUGAAGAAACACAUCUGUAAAUUUACUACACAAGGUCAAAUGGUACUCACUACAAUGGCUGUAGGGACUGGGAAACCAUUAGUGUAUACACCAUGCAGGAUGUCAGAGUGUCCAGUAACUCACAAUGUCACAGUGAUUGAUUUCAGCAGUAAAAGUGACGGUGGUGAUGGAAAGGUACGUGUUGUUGUCAUGGAUACUGACUUCCAGGAAGUGUUUGUAUAUAGAGGUGACAUCCCCAGUACAUAUAAACAAACACCACAAACAGGACGUGUAACAUUUGACCCAAGGGGUGUGGUGUAUGACAGUGUGGGGAACCUCAUCAUAGGGGACAAUGACAACCGUAGGGUCCUACUCCUCAGUGGAGGUGGUGAGUUCCUCAGGAUCAUAUACACAGACAGAGUGGUGACAGAGGCUGUAGGUAUAGACAGGGAGGAUGUUCUGUGGGUAGUGUUUGGGGGUAGCAAUGUAAAACUACUACAGUACAGUGUGUAACAGUACUACUACAGUACAGUGUGUAACAGUACUACUACAGUACAGUGUGUGACAGUACUACUACAGUACAGUGUGUUGACACUACUACUACAGACAGAACUAGACAGAUAUAUGUUAUUCUAGUGAGUUACCCUGGUAACAAACUUUGUAAAUAAUAUUUACAUGUGACAAGAACAAUACUGUUUAAAUGAAUGAUGCUCGUCAGCAAAAUGUAUUGGUGUCACCACCCACAUCGUUCCCUUUGUAAACUACAUCUGUGUGUAAAAUCAGUAUAAAAUUCACUUUAAUGUGUUAAAACUUUGUCUUCCUUUUUUUCUUUCUGAUUGCAGUUAAAAUCAGUAUAAAGUUAUGUUGUGUAUUUAGAGGUGACCAAUGUCUUAUAAUGUACAUGUAUACUGUAUCCCUA